AUGGUUUCGAUUACUGGCAAGAAUGUGCACGACCUGCAGCAUCUGUCCGUUGAAAGCAUCAAGGAUAGCGUGAUUAAGGACCCGCAUGCAGACAACUAUGCUGGAAUAAAAACACCUGAAGGCACUGCUGGAUCGCUUGAGGGCGGUGCGUUGCGUCCAGGUGGUAUGCCCAAGCUGACCAGCCGGGACCACAUUGGUCUGCUUUUCCAAUAUGCCGCCGUCGGUCUCGUCUACGGCAUGCUUCCCGAAACGAUUUACCCGUUUAUGCAGCAGUACCUCAAUUGUAGCGGUGCACAGGUUGCCGCUGCCAAGGAGCUGGUCGUUCUUCCGUGGAGUUUCAAGGUUUUCUACGGUAUCAUAUCCGACUGUUAUCCUAUCUGGGGAUACCGCCGUCGUCCGUACAUGGCGAUCGGUUGGGCUAUUUGCAUUGGAAUGCUGCUGAUCAUGGCUCUUUUGCCAAUCGGCCAGCCAUACUACACCAUACCUGCGGACCGUGAAGUCGUUCCAGCUGACUACACACCGGAAAUCGAGGCACGCAUCAACUACGAUGCUACUAGCCAAGGCGCCAAGUACGUCGUCCUCAUGUUCUUUGCUGCGUUCGGCUACGUCUUGUCCGACGUGUGCUCAGACAGCAUCGUGUGCGAGUUGGCUCAGCAGGAGCCCAUGGCAAAGCGCGGAAAGACUCAGUCAGCAAUCUACACAGUUCGCACGACUCUGGUGAUUAUCGGUGAACUUUUGGUGGGUUUCUGCUUCAAUGGCGAGGACUAUGGUGGGGACUUUAACUUCUCGCUUAACUUCUCGGAGCUGAUGAUUAUUAUGGUUGUGCUGACGAUUCCUGCCGUCCCCAUGACCUGGUACUUCAUCAAGGAAGAGAAGGCUGAACGUGCGGACUUUCGCAAGUAUAUCGGAGAAUUCUGGGACCUGCUGUGCAAACGUGUGGUGUACCAGGUCAUAGCACACCAUUUUUUCGCUGGCAUCUUCUCUGGCAUUUCGUACACGGCUAGCUCACCGGUGCAGUCAUAUCUGGUGGGCGUGACUCCAAUCAACAACAUGCUGAAUGACGUUAUCGGUCACUUGUGUUUCAUGACUGGCAUUGUUGUCACAUCCAAGUACGGUCUCCACUGGGAUUGGCGUUUGAUGAUUAUUGCUACGGGCAUUGUUGUGAUUGUCGUGGACUGUUUGGUUGCUCUGGUCACAAUUUGGGAUAUCUUCCGGAACCAAUGGUUCUGGCUUGGUCCUCCUAUCGCAGUGCAGAUCCCAAGUGGUGUCGCCUGGAUCAUUGCACUGUUCGUGACGGUCGAGAUUGCCGGUAUUGGUAAUGAAGGCGCCGUCUAUGGCCUUAUGACUACGGUCGGCAACUUGGCGGUACCGUUUGCCACGACGAUGACCCUGCUCAUCAAUGGCCCGCUUAAUAUCACGAACGCGCGUGUGCAGUCGGAUGAUCACUCAGUCCGUAUGGAUAUUACAUAUACAAUCCUGAUUUCGUAUGCGAUGAAGAUCUUUUCCUGGGUGUUCUUGAUCUUACUGCCUCGCCAAAAGAAGGAGACGCAGGAACUCGCUCGUACUGGUGGCUCCAGCAAGCUCUUUGGUGGUAUUACUAUCGGCUACUUGUCUUUUGCACUGGUGUGGUCUGUAAUGGCCAAUACUCUGGCCAUCUUUGAAAGUACUUCAUGUCUGCUUAUUGCAGGUGGUAAAGGUUGCUAA
Molecule: messenger RNA, 1704 nt
Organism: Peronospora farinosa
Lineage: Eukaryota; Oomycota; Peronosporomycetes; Peronosporales; Peronosporaceae
Source: the annotation of a GenBank genome assembly